Messenger RNA from Empidonax traillii (willow flycatcher), 1340 nucleotides. It is a transcript of the gene ADGRG7, whose product is annotated as adhesion G protein-coupled receptor G7. Gene Ontology annotation, molecular function: G protein-coupled receptor activity. Gene Ontology annotation, biological process: cell surface receptor signaling pathway; G protein-coupled receptor signaling pathway. The record is from RefSeq and is a predicted model, not a curated record. Gene Ontology annotation, cellular component: membrane. NCBI's taxonomy places the organism in Eukaryota, Metazoa, Chordata, Aves, Passeriformes, Tyrannidae.
GUUCAUCAGACAAUGGAAGAGUUGUAUUUGCCCUGUAUCAAAAUGAGAAACUCUCCCAGUCAAGGAUUUAUAAGAGUUGCAACAAUUUGUCUAAACAAAUAAUCUCUGGCAACAUUAAUGGUAGAAUAGCGAGCAGUGUUGAAAUAGCCUUCAGUCACAAGGUAAUACAAUCACAUCUGCAGCUAUGUGAUCAUGCCUGUGUCUUUUGGGACUACUCUGUCAAUGACUGGAACACCACCAGCUGUGCAAAAGGAAGAGACCAGUUCUUGAGAUGCAGGUGUAAUUACACGACUAAUUUUGCUGUCAUGAUGGCCUUUCAAAACAAAUAUAAAUACGCAAAGCCUUUGGAGUAUAUUUCUUAUGUUGUUCUUGGUUUGUCUAUGGCUGGUCUGAUUAUUACCAUUUUGUUUCAAAUAUUCACUAUGAAAACUCGAAAGUCAUCUGUAACAUGGAUGUUAGUGAGUCUCUGUCUCUUAAAGCUCAUUUUCAACAUCAUCUCUGGAAUUGAAAACCAUAAUGCCAGGAAUCACAGCAGUGAUACUACCACCUAUCACCAGCAAUACCUUCCUUAUGAUAACAUCAGUAGCACGUCACUCACAUCUGACGUGGUAGAUCCUCCCACAGACUCCUGGUGUACCGCUGUAGCCAUCCUACUGUGCUAUUUUUUCUUGGCAACAUUUAUGUUGACAGCACUCAAUUCUGCACACCUGUACUUAUUGCUGCUUAGAGCCAUGAAGUCCCUGCCUGGACAUUUCCCUGUAACCAUGUCAGUAAUCGGAUGGGGAAUCCCUGCCAUAGUAGUUGCAACAACACUCAGAGCUACUUACAGAGGAGGAAAAGCUUAAAACUACCGACAGGAAGAACUUUGCUGGCUUGCAGCACUGGACCAAAAUCAGAAUUUCAGUGUGCAAAAGUCCAUGUUGUGGUCAUUACUCUUGCCGGUAGCACUCAUACUCCUGUUUAACAUCGUGAUCUCCAUCAAGAUCAGUACCUCUGUGAUAUGUAAGAAGAACGAAAAUUUGACAAGCCCUGAGGGGUUCUUGGAUUUAUAUUCAUAUAAAUAUGCCCCUCCAUAUAAGGCGUAUGAAGUACUUGGACAAAAUAUUAACUCCACACUUCCAUUUACUCUACAGGAACUCCAGAUCUGUGUUCUAUACACUUUCAGAACUCUCAAGAAAAAAAUUUCCAAAAUGUUUCCUGUUUUCCAGGUACCAUUGUAUCUGCAUUCCAAAACUUAAAAUGUUUCAAAGUCACAGCGAAAACAUUCACAGGAAACUUUCAGAUCAACCCAGACUUUUUCAGAGAGUAUUUCCUUGUGCACCUUCCCUAACCGGAGUUAG